CUUACAGCGGUUAGCUUCCGGGGCACCUGCGGAAAACUGACUGAAGAACCAUUCUUAGUCGCUAUUAAAAUUCGUCAUUUCGACAAAUCGUGUGGACUAACGCUUGUUCUAGGAGGUCAGACGGACAUAUGCGAAUAUGCAGAAUAUGAUAAAUAGCAUGAAAGGCGUGGGCCUUGGGGUGGCUGAAUUCUUGACACCAGUUUUAAAGGAGUCAAAGUUCAGAGAGACCGGGGUGUUGACACCAGAGGAAUUUGUCGCCGCAGGGGACCAUCUGGUUCACAGUUGUCCGACGUGGAAGUGGAGUGCAGGAGAGGCGAGCAAAAAGAAAUCUUAUCUCCCAGACGAAAAGCAAUUUCUUCUCACCAACAAUGUUCCUUGUUAUAAGAGAUGCAAGCAGAUGGAAUACCAUGAGGAGAACGAGGCCAUCAUCGAAGAGAACGAUGAAGAUGGAGGAUGGGUGGAUACACAUCAUAAUGCAGAUUUGACAGGUAACCAAGCUGCUGAAAAGUCUAGCGAGAUGACCCUUGAUCCAAAGUCAGAGCCAACAGCUUGUGGUGACGAUGAUGACGACGACGAUGAUGAUGAAGAAGCAGAAGAUAUGGAAGCUUUUGAGGAAAGCGGAAUGCUAGAAGCAGAAGACAAUGCCACUCUGGAUACGAGUAAGCUAAAGGGUACGGGGUCAGAGAGCGGAGGGGCCAGUGGAGAGAGCGGAAUACUGCAAACGAGAACAUACGAUCUAAACAUCACAUAUGACAAGUACUAUCAAACACCUAGGCUAUGGUUGUAUGGAUAUGAUGAGCAUCGAAAACCUUUGACUGUAGAUCAGAUGUAUGAAGAUAUUAGCCAGGAUCAUGUGAAGAAGACUGUAACAGUAGAAUCCCAUCCAAAUCUUCCACAGACGAUGUGCUCUGUACAUCCAUGCAGACAUGCUGACGUCAUGAAGAAGAUCAUUCACACGGUGCAAGAUGGCGGAGGUGAACUAGGAGUACAUCUCUACCUUUUAAUUUUCCUGAAGUUCGUCCAAGCCGUGAUUCCAACGAUAGAAUACGACUACACUAGACACUUCACCAUGAACUCGCCUCUCUCAACGCGGUGAACGACCGUUUACCAUGGCAACGGGGCAAUCGGCAGCAGCUAGCUAUCACCCUGUGGAGGCUUCUUAUCUCAAUAUAAUCAUGCAAUAUCAUAAGUAUCCUAGCAAUGUGUAUGUGGAGCAGUGGGAGUAUGUGAUUCAUUGUUAGAAUUAACUCAAAAGAAUUCAAAUUCGUUCAGAUUAUAUCAUUCCAUGAAGAGUGUUUUCAUCCUUGCAAAUUUCCCUUUUUUUUCCUUCAUCAGUGCUGAAGUGUUGUUGCUUGGUCCUGCAUCACAAACACAUCAAAUCGAUAGUUACAAUCAAUCGUAACUUCUCGUUCACAUUUUCGUAUAGACGUACAGUUACACUUAGCUAUAAUAUAGCUUGAAAUGCGUGUGCGCUGUAAUCUGAGUAAUUACGGCAGCCAAGCUACAUCUGGGGUAAUAAUAUCCAAGUCCUUUGGAAGCGCAUAGAGACAUUAUUCAUAAUUGUGAUAUGCGCUAUACAAGAACUGUUUAUUAUUAUUAUUAUUAUUAAUAUUGAUUGUAUGGUUUGAUGAUACUGGGCCUUGAUUUAUCAACUGCAAUAUAUUAUCUUUUUUUUUUAACAUGGAUGCUGUUGCCUUGGUCGAUAUUAGGCUGUGUAAAUCUACAUGUAGACAAUCUGUGAACUGUUGAUGACCACUGAGCUCAUAGCAAAGAAGUAUUUAAAAUUUGAGGGAAUAUAAACUGCAGUAAAAUCUCCUCCAAUGGCUACGCUGAAAUAUUUUCGUCAUGAAAUGUAUAUUCUAUUCUACAAGAGGCAUAUGCUUCCAUAUAGUUUUGCGUGAUACGUCAUGCAUGUGAUGUAACUCAGAGCUCACAUUAUUCUGUACAUGAGAGCUCUAAAAAAAAGUGAGAAAACAGCUGUUUUGGCCUUACACUGUUCUGACAUGUCGGUGAUGUCCUUGUAUUAUACCAUGAUGUUUAGAAAGCUUAAUGUUUCAAGCAAAAUGGUAUAGAAAAGAGAUCUCAUCAAUAUUUAUGGCAAAAAGCUGUCUUGUAGUAUGUUAGCUGAUUGCAAUUUCAUGAGAGAUGUAGCCUUAUCAUGGUGGUAACUGCACAUGAGCAGUAAAAGGUCAUCUGAGAUAAACCAUCAAGGUGGUUUUCAAAUUCACUGACAUAUUUGUGUUUUGAUGAUAAUUCAUAUGUUCCUGUAAAAAUUUGGUUUUUCAUCACAUCCACUGAAGAUUAAGUGUUCGCAGUGAUUGGUAUUUGACAGUAGCCCGAAUAAUAGUGGAAAGUGCCAAAAGCAGACACUGCAACAAACAAUUUCCAAAUGUGAUCACUGAUGUACUAUUCUAGUCACGUAGUCUAUGCCAUGUCUUUCUUUCGUAGAAUUUUGGAAAGCUUACGCAACAUAUUCAUUUUAAAGAAUUAUUGCUCAUCUUAAUGAAAAAAAUAGGAAUGGCCAUUUGAGGAAAGUUGACCAUGAGCUUACUGCGACUUGGCGUAGUGUUAGUGCCUUGCCUUGAGGGAAAUAGCAAAAAAUAUGCCCUAUGCCCUAUAGGAUGUACAUCUAUACCUGCCAAGUCAAAGUGUCCAGUAUGAUAGUGCUGUUUUGCCUGCAGUGUUUGCCAAAAAUUAAGCAAGUCAAUAGCGUGGUUAUUUUCUCAAUGUUCCUUCAUUCAUACGUGUACUUUAGAGUCUGGCAAAAUAGAUCUAUUAAAAGGCAACAAAAUUCAUCAAAUCGGCAUGAUUUAUUUUCAUUUUCUGACAGAAUUGUGUGCAUAACGGUACACUGCUCUGCUAGCCUACUAGAUUUGACUGCACACAGUUUCAAUAUGGAUUACACAAUAUCAUGUACACAGAGUCUACCGUGAAGCCUUGAAGACUUUAAAGUUUUCAAAAAUGUAGGACUGCAAAACUGCUGACCGUUCGCAAACUAACUAGCCAAUCAACCAAGAUCAAGUAAAGUUUUUCUAUAUCAUUUUUCAAAAAAAAAAAAGAUUACCAUGUAUCUAAAUUCCAUGAUUAUUUUGUGGUAAAAAUUUGCACUAUUCAGCAGUAGCUGUGGCAAAACCAUGACAAUAGCAGGUCAAUCAUACAUGCAGAAGAUGUAAAUGGCUGAGUGGCUCUGUUCCUAGUAGUUCUUAGAUUCAAAUCCCUAUCUGGUGCUAUGCUGGGAUUUUCUUUCUAAAGCCUUUACUUGAACAUUUUCAGCUACGGGCUUUCGUGUCAAUAACUAAUAUACAUGUGCAUGUGCCGAUUUACGAUCAGUCAUGUACAAUUUGAAGUAUUUAGAACUGCUUGCAUGCAUUUAAUUUGCAAACCGAUAUGUAGCUAACACCUCAUGCAUUUUACCUGAAAAGAUUAUGACUGAUGGGGCAUUGUAAGAAACUUUGUGAUCAAAUGCAAAAAGAUUUGCAAUCAAUCACAAAUGUAUUGGGUCCCCAUAUAAAUCAUAUGUCUUGCAAUUAAUUGCACAUUUGCAACCGAUUGCCGGUCAACUCCUUGAAUCAAGGGGUGUAACUUGAUUUGCUAGAGCUAUGAUGAUUUAUCAAUUUUAAAAUUGCAAUAGAGAUUUCAAUUGAUCGCAAGCAUUUUCUUGCGAUGUCCCUUUAUGUCCUAUGUCCAUUCCAUGGAGCUGGGCUUCAGUUUUAGAAUCUGUGACUUACGUUUCUUUUUCUUUCAAACAUUGCUUCCAUAUGUAUUAUAUUGCACUGAGCAUGUCGAAUGAUAUUGUGUAUACAUGUAUGUAUAUAAUAAGAAAAUUUAUGCAAUUAUCUUAUAUUUGAUUGAUUAUUAUGAUUAUUAUGCGAUACUUUACUAUAUAAAUCCUAUUUUUGUUACUUUGUAUUUGUUUUGAACAAUGUUAAAUGCUGAUGUAAAGGCUUAUUAGUGUUGGUAAUUUACUAUUGGAAAGCUGUGUCCUGUAUUUGAUAGUGAUGAAGGAUAUUUAUAACUCAGAAGGGAGUCAGAGUUACAAUGGAUUGUGAUAAAUCUAAUCAGUGGAAAGCCAGCAGCGCCAAAAUUCUUUGUCUAUAAGCUUAUCUUAUCUCUAUGUCAACUUUGAUCACGUGGAAUCGACGUGAUAAAAGGUCGCUGAUUGACCAAAGCAGUGACGUGCACCAGGGGCAAAAUGAAAUUCAGGAUUUUCCAAGGGAGGGGGGCAUUUUUGUACAGAAAAAAAUUAACAAGCCCCCCCCAAAAAAAACCCCCAAAAAAUGACUUCACUUCCAAGUAAUGGUGAUUUGUGUCAGGUAAAAUUUGACAAACAAAAAUGCAAGACAUAUUACCCUAACAAAUAUUUUUCAUGGCUCUCAAAAAGGGGGGGGGGCUCGGGCCGGAUGUGCCCCCACUUGGAUCCGCCACUGUAAUGCACAAACUUUUCCCCCUUUGACUAUAAUGUCCCAUUUAUUAAUUCAGAAGAACCCUAGAUUUAAAAAGUUGACAACUCUGGUUCAGACUUCAUAGAAUCUGCAAUUUGUCAUUUGUAGUGAUUUUCUCACCUUACGAAUGUCACUUGCCCUUUAAGGAGUGAAAAUUAGCUUAAUAGCUUAAUGUAAUGUAAUAGCUUAAUGUAAGAUGUUAAAAGAUGAGCUAAACAUGUUCUUGUCCCAGCUUUAUUCGAGGAUGAUUAUUAAGUCCUUAUAUUGCAUCAAAUAAAUGUUUCCACUUUAAUCACUUAUUUUCAACCAAAGCUGACUAAAUUGAGGAUCUAUCGCAACAUCUUUUGUGAGUCUUUGGAGCUGAUAUAGUGAACUUUAUUAUUGUAUUUCCCCCCUUGUAAAUUGAGAAACCUUUUAUUUUUGGCUUUAAAUUGUAUAUCUUGCCAAGUGUUGAACUGCCAGAAUAUUGAAAGAGCUUUAAGCUUAUUCACAAAUUAAAUUGUAAAUGGUCUUUUAUUAUGAUUUAGAAUAAUAUUAACCAACUCAAAGCCGGAGGUGUUGAAUUAUCAUGUCUUAACCAAAUCAUUGUGACUUGUGUACAAUAUAUAUAUAUAUAUACGUCUGGGGACUGUUUCAUCAACAUUUUUGUCUGACAACUUGUCAGAUCUGACAUCUUUCCUUGAUUUUGAUUGGCAGAGCCGCAUUGUUACUAUAGUAACUGUCGGAUAAAAUGGGACUUGUCGGAUAAAACGUCCGACAAGUCCUUUCAUGAAACGCUCCCCUGAUUCUUCUAAUUUUUCAUCUUCAAGGAAUAACAUGUACAUCAAUGCCGUGCUUCUUUCUGGCUUGUAGUGUUAUAUUGAAAGAUCUGUUUCAUAGAAAUCAAUGUUUAUUGAUACACAUUUUUGAGUGGGUGAUAUUACAACCAAUUUAUACACAGACUAUGGUCCUGCAAAGUUCCUGGUCAAUCAUUUGAACAAAGUGCACAUCCAACGAUGAUCUUGAUUGGUCAAAUGGCAUUUAGCAAUUGAUUGCAAUCUUUUGUGUUGGAGAACCUACUUGUACACGUAAAUGGAGACGGUAGUGACUUUAAACUCUCCUAAUGGAUAAUGCAGCAUAUGUUGUAUCUGUAUGUUGAGUACUGACCCCCACCCCCCCCCCCCUCCCCCCAUCUUUUGUGACUGGGCUUUGUAAAUGCGGCAUCUCAGUGGCAGAAAGCCUUUAUUACAUGUAGUCCAACAGAAAGGUGCAGUUUUCGAUUCUCCCUUUCUUUCUCAAUGUCGUCACAAAGGCUCGGCUUCUUGCUUGGCAAAUACUGUUAAGAUUGCAAAAGAGGUUAGAUCAACUUUGGUUGAAAUUUCGGUUAUUGAUUUCGGAAUUGUGUUAAGCCCUCUUUCUUUCCUCUACAGCAACUCUUUAAGGGAUAGUUCACCCUGAUCUGAAAUUAAAUUUUAUAAAAGCAGAAAAUGAGAGAAAUAUAUUGUUUGGCAAAAACCCAUCGAAGAAUAAGAGCAUUAUGAAUUUUUCAAGUUUAUAUUAUGUGAUUUCAUUCGCUAGAAAUUCCCCCAAUAUGAUUUUCUACUUUUUAUUUAACUACCUUUAUUUCAGGGUGAACUAACUUUGAAUUGCAAAAAGGGUAGGAUCAACUUGAAUGCAAUUUGAGUGAUAUUUAUUGGUAUCAGCAAUGCUGCCAAUUAGGAUUUUUAUCCUACCUCAUUUAGUAGGAGUUUUAAGGGAAAAUGACAAUAAAAGUUUCUUUCAUUCAAUUCUAAUACACAAAAUGCCAAUUGGCGGCAUAAGCAGAUAAACACAAAUCUCAUACGGCUGAAAUUCAUGUGUAUUUUGAGAUUUAAAAAGUAUUAACCUAAAUACUAUGCGUUAUUAUCAAGAAAAAAAUAUUACUCUAAAAAAUCGCACGAGGUAUUUGUGUUAUGUUGUGCAAAUUGCAAGAUUUGCUGUAAAAUUUUACAAGUGGAUCUUCCCUUUUUUGUUUCACAAGCUUUACAGAAGUUCCAUACAUUUGGAAUAAAAAGGGCAUUAAUCAUAUAUGAAACAUACAUGUGAAAUCCUUUUUGCUCCUAAUGUUUGAUAGUAUUAUCUGUUAUGUGUAAGGACAUGAAUUGAUGUAUGAAUGCAUGUCAGUCCUGUUUUCAUGAUAUAUGACAUAAAACCUACAUGUAACUGUUGGCAGCUAA
Molecule: messenger RNA, 6637 nt
Organism: Lytechinus pictus (painted urchin)
Lineage: Eukaryota; Metazoa; Echinodermata; Echinoidea; Temnopleuroida; Toxopneustidae
Product: ubiquitin-like-conjugating enzyme ATG3
Exons: 9
Coding region: 137-1096 (319 amino acids)
Biological process (GO): autophagy of mitochondrion; nucleophagy; autophagosome assembly
Cellular component (GO): phagophore assembly site; cytosol
Molecular function (GO): Atg8-family ligase activity
Source: RefSeq, a predicted model, not a curated record